AUGGCUAACAAAAACGGAGAAUCUUCUUCACAGCCGUCUCAGGCUCAGCCACCACAACAACAACAACAGCAGCAGCAGCAACAACAGCAACAACAACAACAGCAACAACAACAACAACAUCAUCAUCAGCAGCAGAAUGCUCAUGAACAAGACCAGGACCAUCACUCUGGAAACGCAGACUCGCGUUCUCGUGGUGGCAACACGGUAUUCAAGAGCGGACCGCUAUAUAUAUCAUCAAAAGGGCUUGGGUGGACAUCUUGGAAGAAAAGAUGGUUUAUUUUGACGCGUACUUCACUGGUUUUCUUUCGAAGUGACCCGAGUGCGGUCCAACAGAGGGGCAGUGAGGUCAAUUUAACCCUUGGGGGAAUUGAUCUCAACAAUUCAGGCAGUGUGGUUGUUAAGGCAGAUAAAAAGCUGUUGACUGUUCUCUUCCCCGAUGGUCGUGAUGGACGAGCCUUCACACUCAAGGCUGACACUAUGGAGGAUCUAUACGAGUGGAAAUCUGCUCUAGAAAACGCUUUAACACAAGCACCUAGUGCUUCUCAUGUUAUGGGUCAAAAUGGUAUCUUCAGGAAUGAUCAUGCAGAUGCCCCUGUCGGUGUUGAUGAACAGAAAGAUGAGACACCAACAAAAUCAACCGUCCUUGGAAGACCAGUUUUACUUGCUCUAGAAGAUGUUGAUGGAGCUCCAUCUUUCUUGGAAAAGGCCCUUAGAUUUGUUGAAGAUCAUGGAGUCAGGAUAGAAGGAAUCUUGAGACAAGCUGCUGAUGUUGAUGAUGUUGAACAUCGGAUUCGUGAAUAUGAGCAAGGGAGAAAUGAGUUCACUCCCACGGAGGAUGCUCAUGUUAUUGCUGAUUGUCUUAAGUAUUUUCUCAGAGAGUUGCCUUCUUCUCCGGUGCCUGCAUCUUGUUGCAACGCCCUUCUGGAAGCUUGCAGGACUGACCGUGGCAAUAGAGUCAAUGCUAUGCGAGAGGCAAUUUGUGAAUCAUUCCCUGAACCAAAUCGGCGCCUUUUGCAAAGAAUUCUGAUGAUGAUGCAGAUUGUGGCCUCUAACAAAAAUGUGAACCGGAUGAACACGAAUGCUGUUGCAGCUUGUAUGGCACCAUUACUUCUUCGACCUCUUCUGGCUGGCGACUGUGAAAUUGAAAAUGACUUUGACGUCGGCGGUGAUGGUUCUAUGCAACUUCUGCAAGCAGCUGCGGCAGCGAAUCAUGCCCAGGCUAUAGUGAUAACAUUGUUAGAAGAAUAUGACAGCAUAUUUGGAGAAGGUUCCUUGUCACCCGGCUUGUACUCUGACUCAGAAGAGAGUGGUAGUGAAACGGAGGAGGGAACUGAUGACGAAGAGUAUGAUGAUGAUGACGAUGAUGGCACACAGGGAUCUGAUGACUACACAGAUGAGGAAGAGUACCUUGAAAAUGAAUCUAACGGAUCUUAUAGUGAGAGUGCCGCCUCGGCUGGCAAUCAUGGAUCUGACAUUGAUUCUGAUGACAACAAGAUAAAUAGUAAUUUAAGCUCUGAAUCCAAAACCCCAAAAGGAAGCACGGAGCCCCAAGUUAUUAAGAAACUUCUAUCCGGCUCUAAACGAUCUUCACUACCACGGCAUGAUGAUUCAAAAAAGGAUGAAAAUAUCCUGGUUAAAGGUGCUGAUAAGACAGAGGUAAAGGCUGUUGUAGAGGUCUCGAAAACUAAGGAUAAGAACUCAUCGACAUCAGAUGUGGCAUCUGCCAAUAAGAAACCGUCGACAUUAUCCAGUGCACCAGGAGGAAGUAAAAGGCUCUGGGGCCGUACCCCUGGGAAGAAAAACCUUUCGAUGGAAUCUAUUGAUUUCUCAGCAGAGGUGGACGAGGACGAUGCUAACAUUGAAAGACUUGAGUCAACUAAAUUGGAGCUACAAAAUAGAAUUACAGAGGAGGUUAAAAACAAUGCAGUUCUCCAGGCUAGUUUGGAGCGACGAAAGAAGGCUUUGUACCUACGGCGCCAAGCUCUAGAGAAAGAUGUGGGAAGACUACAAGAACAAUUGCAGCAAGAGAGAGACAGGAAAUCAGCUAUGGAAGCAGGGCUGAACAUGUCAAAAGGGAAUCAGCGUAUUCCAGAAAUAACCGAUGAAAAGUUGAAGAAAGAUUUGCAAGACGUAGCUCAGGCUGAGGCUGAUAUUGCCAAUUUGGAACAUAAGGUUGAUGAUCUUGAAAAUAGACUUGGUCAACAAGAUGUAAAAGCCUCUGGUUCGACGCAUGGUGCCAGCAAAGAAACUCGGAGAAUUCCAGAGCACAAUGCAAAGAUGAAGGAGAAACAGAAGGAUACCGAAGCAGUCUCUUCUCACGUUUCCGAAAGGUCGACGCUCAAGGAUGGGCAAGGAGCUGCAAGAGAAAAUGAGACAGAGAAGCAACAAGAUACACGGAGCAAAAGCUCGCAACAAGAAAUGCCACGUGGCAGCUCAAAGCUUGCGGGCAUGUCCAAGAGGACUGGAACAAAGGGAGAUGGAACCACAACAACAACCUCUGCACUUUCUAAAUUGACAAUGCGGCUCAAUUUCCUGAAGGAGAGACGAAGCCAGAUCGCGAACGAGCUCUUAAACAUGGACAAAGGAAGAAGCUCAGGGCAAUCGAGUCCAUCCUCAGGGCAAAACCAAAGUUUGCAGGAAACGGAGAGAGGAACAGGGUCAGGGUCGAACCAGAACCAGGAUUCAGACAACAGCAAACUCCAUAGCCCGCAUGUUCUUGACAGAGGAAGGUCCGAGAACGGAUCAGGAGACAGAGGCAGAGGAUCUGGAGGAAACCAUCCAAACACUACGCCGAGGACCUUCUCCAGAUGAUCUCUCUUUAUUAGAGCUGCUUAACCCCUACUUCCCCAGAUGUACAGCCACCUCUUAACUCCAGGUCAUACUUAUUCUUCGCCACCAACAACAAAUAACAGAUUCAUUCUUUUUAGUCUUUCUUUUUUUUC
Molecule: messenger RNA, 2942 nt
Organism: Eutrema salsugineum
Lineage: Eukaryota; Viridiplantae; Streptophyta; Magnoliopsida; Brassicales; Brassicaceae
Product: rho GTPase-activating protein REN1
Exons: 23
Coding region: 1-2811 (936 amino acids)
Biological process (GO): signal transduction
Source: RefSeq, a predicted model, not a curated record